Pelodiscus sinensis (Chinese soft-shelled turtle) is the source of this 1909-nucleotide messenger RNA. The record is from RefSeq and is a predicted model, not a curated record. Lineage: Eukaryota; Metazoa; Chordata; Testudines; Trionychidae.
GGGAGUGGGGGGAUGAAGUGGAGGUCUGUGUACUACAAUGGGACUGCCAUUGUGCUGAGGGAGGGUCCACAUCCUCUUCUAACUCAUGGUGCUGAGAGAACAGGCUGGGCGGGGGGGCUCUGUGAGUUGAUGGGCAAGUCUGGGCCUUUGACCCCUGACUCCUUAUUUGUCUCCCCAUGCAGAGCUUGAGCCAUGAAGCCACCUGUUCGGACUCCCUCAGCCCCCAGCCGCUAUGACGUGGGCCCCUCUGCAGGCCUCGCUCCAGCCCGGGUCCCCUGGACUGCAGGGGAGAAGAGGCGCCUGAUCAGGGCUCUGAAAGCCCAGGCCCCUCCCGGGGACCUGCAGGCAGAGCUAUUGCGGGAGCAUUUGCCCCGUAGGACUGCAGCUGAGAUUCUGGCCUUCGUCCACCAGCUGAAGGGCCGUGUAGCAAGGGAGGCCAUACGGACAGAGUAUCGGCGCUGCCGGGAGGAGCAGAGGCGCAAGAGAGCUGAGAUCCUGGCACCUAUUGAGGUCUGGACAGAUCUUGCUGAGAAGCUGACAGAUAAGCUGGAAGAAACCAUGACAGCAGCUUUUUCUCAGAAGCUGACCAGAGCUGCAGAGAAAAAGGCUCAUUCAGACUCCUCGAGCCAGCGGGAUGCCUUGCCGGCCCCUGCCAAUGCAAUGAGGAAUGGAGCUGCCAGUCCAGAGCCCCCAGCAGCCAGUCAGUCCCCUAACACUGGUGCUCAGGGGGAACCAGAGACAUUCAGUGUGGACUUUGAUAAGAUCUAUAAAUACUUCUCUCUGCUCUCCAAGGACAUGAAGGUGCCUGAGCUCUCGCCGUACGAGUCUGCCGUUGUCCUGGACCUGCUGAUGUCACUCCCUGAAGAGCUGAGCAACUUGGACUAUGCUGGAGUGAAGAGCCACAUGCAGAGAUCCUACAAGGAACUGACUGCCCAGCAGCCAGAGGGGAGCAGGAAAGGGUCUGACCCAGGAGCCGGUGCGGGAGAACAGGUUGCUGAGACACCUUCUGCCAGUGUCAGCUGUGAGACGCCUCCUCCUGCUAGUCUGUCUGUGAGCUGCAUGGCCCCAGCAGAACUGGCAAAGCCAAGUGACCACCAGGAAAGGACCAGCAUGUCAGGGGAAUCUGAGCAGGGAACACAGGAAACCUCCCUGCCUAGUGUGCACCCAUCCCCAGACCAGUCAUCAGCUUCUCAUGGUCAGCUGCCCCUGCCCCUCCCUGGUCCUACAGCAGCUGCUCAGAAGCAAGUUUGGAAGGAUCUGGGAGUCUGCCCUUUGAACUUGUUCCUUCUUCCCUUGGAGCUGCUGUCUCGAAAGGGGGACAGUGUGGACUGAACAGGCUGGUGCUGAGUCUUGAUUUCUCAAGGUGGAGAUUCAGGCUCAUUCUUUACACCAGUCCCUGCUCUGGUGCUGCGGUGGGGUCCCUGGAAUUGACACAGUCUGCAAGUGUCUUUCGCCUGCACAAUGGGAAAGCCCCGGUGCCUGGAGUUACGUGUCAUUCUUCUAGUGGCUGGCAUUCUUGCUGUAGUGCAACACUCUUCCCUCUCGGCACUGGGCGUAGAGCUGGACUCCUUUCUCUGAUGAGCAUGUGACAGCGCUGGGUUCACAGCCCUCUGAUCAUGUUGACUAAGUCCUGGUUUGCUAGUGAAGUGAAAAUGCAAGUUAGCCUUUCUCUGAAAGGAGGGAUGGCUGAGCUGUGCUGUUCCCCAGGGACUGAACCAAGCUGUGUGUAUUUCAGGUUCCUAUGCACAGUGCUAUAGUGUCUGUGGAAUAAAACUGUAUCGUCUUGGUGUGUGGGCUGUAAAGUGUCAUCCCUCACCUCUGGGCCAUGCCUGAGGAACCUGGUCUGUAAAUGUAUUUAAGAUGUGGAAUAAAGAGCUGGAAAACAUUCUUUUCAAGGUAAAUAUCUUCC